GCCAAUUCCCUCCACUCCGACCCUCUCUCUUCCUCUCGUACUGUUCUCCUAGAGAGAGAGAGCGAGAGAGAGAGACUAGCAGGGAUGCAGACUGUAGAUUUCGGCGGGAGCGGCGGCUGGAGAGUAAACCGGAUGGGUAGUCCAUGGAGGCAGGUCGGAAACGUAUGGGCAAGCUCGGACGAAAUAUUCUCUCUGUCGAGGGAGAGCUCCGCCGUCGCAGAUGAGGAGCUGGCUCUACGGUGGGAAGUGAUGGACAAGCUACCGGGCAGUGACGGAGUCCGCGAAGGCGGUGCCGGAGCCCUAUUGAAUAAUCUCGAAUACUACGAUGCCGGCGAGGAUCUGCGGAGGCACUUCAAUUUUCAGGAUGUGAAUGUAAAGAAGAUGGGGCUCGCCGACCGCCAGAGAUUAAUGGAUGGUAUCUUCCAGAAGACGGAGGAUGAUAACGCUGUCUUCCUCAAGAAGCUUCGCGACAGAAUAGAUAAGGCUGGCAUUCAGCUUCCAACCGUUGAGGUCAGAUUUGAAAACAUAAAUGUGGAGGCUAAGUGCCACGUGGGCUCUAGAGCAUUGCCGACUCUUCUUAAUGAAAUAAAAAAUGUUGCCGAGUCAAUGUGGGCUUUUCUUGGUAUAAAACUUAGUAAGAUGACAAACAUCAACAUUCUCAAAGAUGUCUCCGGGAUCAUAAAGGCAUCAAGGAUGACAUUGCUUUUAGGACCUCCAUCUUCUGGAAAGACUACACUUUUACUAACUCUAGCUGGAAAGCUUAACCCAUCACUGGAGAUGACAGGAGAAGUGACAUACAAUGGAUACAUGCUGAACGAAUUUAUACCACAGAAGACAGCAGCAUACAUUAGCCAAAACGAUAUCCAUACCGGUGAGAUGACUGUGAAGGAGACACUAGAUUUUUCUGUUAAAUGUCAAGGCAUCGGAGAUAGAUAUGAACUUUUAAGUGAGCUGACUAGAAGGGAGAAGUUUAAAGGCAUAGUACCAGACCCUGAGGUGGAUCUCUUCAUGAAGGCAACUUCUAUGAAUGGCGUGCAAAGUGGUCUCCAAACAGACUAUACCAUGAAGAUUCUAGGAUUGGAUACAUGUGGUGACAUUGUUGUGGGUGAUGAGAUGAGAAAAGGAAUAUCAGGAGGUGAAAAGAAGCGUCUUACAACAGGUGAGAUGAUUGUUGGGCCAACAAAAACACUUUUUAUGGAUGAGAUAUCCACAGGAUUGGACAGCUCAACGACACAUCAGGUAAUAAAGUGCUUGCAACAGAUUGUGCAUCUAGGUGAGGCAACUAUUGUUAUGUCCCUCCUCCAACCUGCACCGGAGACCUUUGAUCUUUUUGAUGACAUCAUCCUUUUAGCUGAGGGUCGUAUUGUCUACCAAGGCCCUCGCGAGCAUGCCCUCAAUUUUUUUAAGAGUUGUGGCUUUCAAUGCCCAGAGCGGAAGAGUGUUGCUGAUUUUUUGCAAGAGGUUACCUCAAGAAAGGAUCAGGAACAAUAUUGGGCUGAUAAAAGCAAAACAUAUAAAUUCAUAUCUGCAGCUGAGUUUGUUAGACACUUCAAAAAAUUCUACAUUGGCAGAGAUCUGCAAAGCAAGCUUUCAGUUCCUUUUGACAAGAGGAAGAGCCAUAGAGCAGCUUUGGUGUUCACCAAGUGCUCUGUUCCUUUGAAGGAUCUCCUCAAAGCUUCCUUUGCGAAGGAGUGGCUUCUUAUCAAAAGGAACUCCUUUGUUUAUAUCUUCAAGUCAACACAGCUUGUCAUUCUUUCAUUGAUUUAUUCGACUGUCUUUCUGAGGACAAAAAUGCAUACAGCAACAGAAGCUGAUGGAUCUGUUUAUAUUGGAGCAAUACUUUAUGGUUUGCUUGUUAACUUGUUCAAUGGUUUUGCAGAGCAAGCACUAGCUAUCAUGAGGCUUCCUGUGUUCUACAAGCAAAGGGAUCUCCUCUUCUAUCCAACCUGGGUCUUCACCGUUCCAAAUUGCAUCAUAAAGAUUCCCAUAUCUAUUAUAGAGUCUGCUGUUUGGGUCUUUGUGACUUAUUACAUGGUAGGAUUUGCUCCAGAGUUUAGUAGCUUCUUUAAACAGCUCCUCAUCUUCUUCAUAAUUCAGCAAAUGGCAGCAGGCUUAUUAAGACUGGUAGCAGGAAUUACCAGACAUAUGACUACUGCCAAUACAUAUGGAUGCAUCUUUUCACUCCUUUUGAUGUCUCUUGCUGGCUUUGCUAUACCUAAAGCUUUGAUGCCAAAAUGGUGUCGCUUGGGUUAUUGGAUUUCACCGCUAACCUAUGCAUUUAAUGCUAUCGCAAUCAAUGAGAUGCUUUCUCCUAGGUGGAUGGACAAAUUUGCACCGGAUGGCAGGAGAUUAGGGUUGGCAGUCCUAGAGAAUAUGAAUGCCUUCACGGAUAAGAGCUGGUAUUGGAAAUCAGCUGGUGUUCUUUUAGGUUAUGCCAUCCUCUUCAACAUCCUCUUCACACUAUCCCUCCAGUAUCUAAAUCCUCUGAGCAAGCCAAAUCCACUGCUGUCAGAAGAACCAGAAGUGGAGGUGAAAGAUCAAAAACAUGUUGCUGUUGACAAUGGAAAUAUGUUAGAGAUGAAGGAACAAAGUUGGAGUACUGACAGUAGCAUUGCUUCACCAGAUUGGCGUAGUUGUGAAACAUAUAAAAACAAAGCAAGCAAAUCUGGAUCUAUUGGUGGAAUGGCUCUUCCUUUUACACCCCUUGCCAUGUCUUUUAAAGAAGUGAACUACUAUGUCAACAUACCUCCUGAAAUUAAAAAGCAGGGGGUCACUGAAGAUAGAUUACAGUUAUUGAGGGGCGUUACAGGGGUUUUUCGACCAGGAAUCCUCACAGCUCUCAUGGGUGAGAGUGGAGCAGGAAAGACAACACUUCUGGAUGUAUUGGCUGGUAGAAAGACUGCAGGCCAUAUUGAGGGAGAUAUUAGAAUUUCUGGCUACCCCAAGAAGCAAUCAACAUUUGCAAGGAUUUCAGGUUACUGCGAGCAAUUUGAUGUUCACUCUCCUCAGCUUACUGUUGAAGAGUCACUAAUCUUCUCUGCAUUUCUUCGCCUUCCCAAGGAAGUCAGCGAAGAAGAUAAACUUAGAUUCGUAGGCGUAGUGAUGGAGCUAGUUGAGCUCAAAGUCCUCAAGGAUGCAUUGGUAGGGAUUCCAGGAGUUACUGGUUUAUCCACAGAGCAAAGGAAGAGGUUGACAAUAGCUGUCGAGCUUGUUGCUAACCCAUCAAUAGUAUUCAUGGAUGAACCAACAUCAGGCCUUGAUGCAAGGUCGGCUGCUAUUGUCAUGAGAACAGUAAGAAACACUGUCAACACAGGAAGAACUGUUGUUUGUACCAUCCAUCAACCGAGCAUUGACAUAUUUGAAUCCUUUGAUGAGCUACUUCUACUAAAGAGAGGGGGUCAAUUAAUAUACUCUGGACCUUUGGGCCCAGAUUCCCAGAAGCUUAUUGGCUACUUUGAGUCUGUUCCCGGAGUUCGCAAGAUCAAGAAUGGACGCAACCCAGCAGCAUGGAUGCUGGAAGAAAGUUCUAUAACAUCUGAAGCAAGACUGGAAAUUAAUUUUGCAGAAAUAUACAAAUCCUCAGCUUUACACAAGCGCAAUAAGGCUUUGGUAAAAGAACUGUGCAAACCAUUUCCCGGCACUUUUGAUCUUCACUUCUCAACACAGUACGCUCAAUCUAGCUUUGAUCAAUUCAAGAUCUGUCUAUGGAAGUAUUGGUCAAUAUACUGGAGGAACCCAGAGUACAAUCUCUCAAGGCUUGGCUAUACUCUUGUGGCUGCUAUACUGCUUGGUUCCAUUUUCUGGAAGAUUGGACUUCGCAGGGAUAGCUCAACUGAUCUUAAUUCUGUCAUUGGAGCAAUGUACCUUGCGGUUCUUUUUCUUGGGUUUGGGAACUGCUCCACCGUGCAAACCCUUAUUGCAAAUGAGAGAACUGUAUAUUACCGUGAAAAGGCUGCUGGGUUGUACUCAGCUCUGCCAUAUGCUCUCUCUCAGGUGAUCGUUGAAAUACCAUACGUGAUCUUCCAGACAGUUUACUAUGUGAUUAUUAUCUACUCCAUGAUGAGCUUCCAAUGGACUACAUUGAAGUUUCUUUGGUUCUUUGUUAUCUCCUUUCUGACCUUCAUCUACUUCACAUACUUUGGGAUGUUAUCAGUGGCGGUGUCUCCCAACUCACAAGUUGCUGGAAUCUUGUCUGCGUUCAUCUUUUUUCUUUUCAAUCUUUUCUCCGGGUUCUUCAUCCCAGGGCCAGAACUUCCCGUAUGGUGGGUGUGGUACUACCGGAUCUGUCCCGUGUCAUGGACAUUUUACGGUCUUAUUGUGACACAAUACAGUGACAUGGAUGACCUGAUAAAGAUUCCAGGUCAGUCCGACCAACCAAUCAGAGACUAUGUUAUGCAUCAUUUUGGCUACAGGGAUGACCAGAAGCACAUUAUGCUUCUUGUGCUUUUGGGCUUCACCCUUAUGUUUGCUGCCAUAUAUACUUACUGUAUUAGGUCUAUAAACUUCCAGCGAAGGUAGAUUUGAGAGGAUUUUCACCUGAAACCACACUAUACUUUGAGCUAAGUUUUUGCCAGUGGCUCACAAUAAGAGAAUUUUGGAGCAGACGAGAGCAUUUUUUAUAGAGAAAGAUUUGUGACACUAAUUUUUCCUUAAUAAAAUAAUGUUUUCUUUGUCUU
Dendrobium catenatum is the source of this 4676-nucleotide messenger RNA. RefSeq names its product ABC transporter G family member 42. The transcript has 23 exons. Gene Ontology annotation, molecular function: ATP binding; ATP hydrolysis activity; ABC-type transporter activity. Gene Ontology annotation, cellular component: membrane. NCBI's taxonomy places the organism in Eukaryota, Viridiplantae, Streptophyta, Magnoliopsida, Asparagales, Orchidaceae. The record is from RefSeq and is a predicted model, not a curated record. The coding region runs from base 85 to 4518 and encodes 1477 amino acids.